Molecule: messenger RNA, 1789 nt
Organism: Pteropus alecto (black flying fox)
Lineage: Eukaryota; Metazoa; Chordata; Mammalia; Chiroptera; Pteropodidae
Gene: IRF8
Product: interferon regulatory factor 8
Exons: 9
Coding region: 40-1323 (427 amino acids)
Biological process (GO): regulation of transcription by RNA polymerase II; immune system process
Cellular component (GO): nucleus
Molecular function (GO): DNA-binding transcription factor activity, RNA polymerase II-specific; protein binding; RNA polymerase II cis-regulatory region sequence-specific DNA binding
Source: RefSeq, a predicted model, not a curated record
AGCGAGGCGGGCGGCGGGCGGUCAGAGCACAGCCGCAGGAUGUGUGACCGGAACGGGGGCCGGCGGCUUCGGCAGUGGCUGAUUGAGCAAAUUGACAGCAACAUGUACCCAGGGCUGAUUUGGGAAAAUGAUGAGAAGAGUAUGUUCCGGAUCCCUUGGAAACAUGCUGGCAAACAAGAUUAUAAUCAGGAAGUGGACGCCUCCAUUUUCAAGGCCUGGGCAGUUUUUAAAGGGAAAUUUAAGGAAGGUGACAAAGCUGAACCAGCCACGUGGAAAACAAGGCUACGCUGUGCUUUGAACAAGAGUCCGGAUUUUGAGGAAGUAACAGACCGGUCCCAGCUGGACAUUUCUGAGCCAUACAAAGUUUACCGCAUCGUCCCCGAGGAAGAGCAAAAAUGCAAAUUAGGCAUGGCGACUCCUGGCUGUGUGAAUGAAGUCACGGACAUGGAGUGUGGGCGCUCUGAAAUUGAUGAGCUGAUCAAGGAACCUUCUGUGGACGACUACAUGGGGAUGGUCAAAAGGAGCCCUUCCCCACCUGAGGCCUGCAGGAGUCAGCUCCUCCCAGACUGGUGGAUGCAGCAGCCCAGCGCAGCAGGCUUGCCGCUGGUGACAGGAUACACGGCCUACGACACGCACCAUUCAGCCUUCUCUCAGAUGGUCAUCAGCUUCUACUAUGGGGGCAAGCUGGUGGGCCAGACCACCACCACCUGCCCCGAGGGCUGCCGCCUGUCCCUGAGCCAGCCGGGUCUGCCCAGUGCCAAGAUGUAUGGGCCCGAGGGCCUGGAGCUGGUGCGCUUCCCGCCGGCCGACACCAUUCCCAGCGAGCGGCAGAGGCAGGUGACUCGGAAGCUGUUUGGGCACCUGGAGCGUGGCGUGCUGCUGCACAGCAGCCGGCAGGGCGUGCUGGUCAAGCGGCUGUGCCAGGGCCGCGUGUUCUGCAGUGGCAACGCUGUGCUGUGCAAGGACAGGCCCAACAAGCUGGAGCGUGACGAGGUGGUCAAGGUCUUUGACACCAGCCAGUUUUUCCGAGAGCUGCAGCAGUUCUAUGGCAACCAGAGCCGGCUGCCAGACAGCAGGGUCAUGCUGUGCUUCGGAGAAGAGUUCCCAGACAUGACCCCCUUGCGCUCCAAACUCAUUCUCGUGCAGAUUGAGCAACUCUACGUCCGGCAGCUGGUGGAAGAAGCUGGGAAGAACUGUGGUGCUGGGACCAUGAUGCAGGCUCCCGAGGAGCCUCAGCCAGACCAGGUCUUCCGGAUGUUUCCAGAUAUUUGUGCCUCCCACCAGAGAUCCUUUUUCAGAGAAAACCAACAAAUCACAGUUUAAGUCUCUCUCUCGGGCACCCCACCCUGCCCACAUCUCGAAUUUCAUUAUUACAAUUACUGUCGUAAUUAUUUAAGGAUGUGGAUCCCUCUGACCUGGGGUGGGGUGCUUCACUCUGCUCUUAAUUUAGUAAGGGCAUUCUCUGAGGACUUGACAUUUAAAGGCAAAUUGUAUCACAGUUCUACUCUUCAGAUGUAAACACUGAAACUCACACCAAAUGGUCUGGAUGCUGUAACUAGAACUGUGAUUAAAACAUAUAUUUCCUGCAUUUUUUCCUAAUUAUCAUUAGUUGCUACAAUUCUUUCAGCAUUUUGGGAUAACCGAUAUUUCCAAAGACUUGGCAUUCAGUUUGGCUAGCACAUAGCUGCUUCCAGUAAAGAAAUUUGGAGAAGAUCGACUUGUGAAUACAAGGCUGCUUUUCGUCGUUAUCUUUUGUUAGAGCUAUAAAUUUAUGAUUUCAUGUUCUUGA